ACUCAAAGGACAUGGUUACCGUUCCCCUCCUCCUCCUGCUUCUCGUGCAUCUCGCCGCUGCGCAAUGGCAAAAGUGCGGCACCAGCGGCAACUACACACCAAACGGCACCUACCAAUCUAAAUAAAAGCCCUCCUCUAUUAUCUUCUGGCCACGUGAACAUGAACAUGGCUACCCUCCCCAUCCUCCUCCUGCUCCUCGCGCCUCUGGCCGCUGCACAGACUUUGGGGCAAAUCUGCGGCAACGGCGGCAACUACACAUCUAAUAGCGCCUACCAAGCCAACCUCAGGCUCCUCUCUUCCACCCUCCCCAAAAAGGCCGCGUCCAACACCACCCUCUUCGCCACCGCCACCGCCGGCGAUGUUCCGGACAUCGUUCACGCCCUUACGCUCUGCCGCGGCGACACGAGCGCGUCCGUCUGCGAGAGCUGCGUGGCAACCGCCUUUGAGGACGCCCAGCAGCUCUGCGCGUACAAUAAGGAAGCCGCCGUGUACUACAAUCCCUGCAUGCUCAGGUUCUCCAACCAGAAUUUUCUGGCUACCACCAUCUAUGACACUGACAUGAUCAUCCUUAUAAACACCCAAAACUUCACGACAAGUGCCGACAUAACCAAACGGUUAUUGUUCACGCUUCUCAACAACACUUCCGAAACGGCUGCAAACAGUUUGAGGAGGUUCACGAGCUCGCGCUUAGAUGUUAGCUCAUUCCCGACGCUGUACUGCCUUAUGCAGUGCACGCCCGACCUGACAGCCAACGAGUGCGCGGCCUGUUUCCAGCCUUUCCCCCAGUUAACGCUCCAGUACAUGGACAGUAGGCAUGGUGGUCAACUUCUGGGGACACGGUGUAGCAUGAGGUAUGAGAUAUACCCAUUCUUCAGUGGGGACCCUACGCUGCGUAUACUCAACUUGGCACCUGAAGUUCCGGAGAUCAACAACACUACGAUACCAGCUAUCGUCUACCCACAAUCGCAGCCACCAGCUGCGGCGCCACCACCGGAGGGAAAAGCGACGGUCCAAGAACAGAACGGAGGCAAAUCACCCAAGAGGGCGCUGUGGAUUAUUUCUGUGGUGGCUCCAUUGCUGUCAAUAUUUAUGUGCAUUACCUGUUUGGUUGUAUGGAUGAAAAGACGGAGAAAAGGAAAGUCAAACUCAAACAAUAAAGCUGCCACAAAUAGGCCGGAAGAAUACGCUCUGGUUUGGAGAUUGGAGGAGAAGAGUUCAGAGUUCACACUAUUUGACUUUCCUGGGAUAUUGCAAGCUACAGGCAACUUUUCCAACGAAAAUCUACUUGGGCAAGGUGGUUUUGGCCCUGUCUACAAGGGCCAACUACCAGAUGAAAUGGAAAUUGCAGUUAAAAGGCUUGCUUCACAUUCAGGACAGGGUUUCACAGAAUUCAAUAAUGAAGUUGAACUUAUUGCAAAACUACAACAUAACAAUUUGGUCAAACUGUUGGGAUGCUGCGUUCGGGGAGAGGAAAAAGUAUUGGUGUAUGAGUAUUUGCCAAAUAAGAGCUUGGACUUCUUUAUAUUUGAUGCAAACAGAACAAUUUUGGUUGAUUGGAAAAAGAGACGUGUGAUAAUCGAAGGGAUAGCCCAAGGUCUUUUGUAUCUUCAUAAGCACUCUCGAUUGCGCAUCAUACACAGAGACCUUAAGGCCAGCAACAUUCUCUUGGAUCAGGACAUGAAUCCUAAAAUUUCUGAUUUUGGCCUAGCAAAAAAUUUCAGCGCCAAUGAUACUGAGGGAAGCACAAAGAGGGUAGUGGGAACAUAUGGUUAUAUGGCUCCGGAAUAUGCAUCUGAAGGCAUUUACUCGAUCAAAUCUGAUGUGUUCAGCUUUGGUGUAUUACUUCUUGAGAUCCUUAGUGGGAAAAGGAAUUCUGGUUUCCAUCAGUACGGAGACUUUCUUAACCUUCUUGGAUAUUCAUGGCAACUAUGGGAAGGAGGACGAUGGCUUGAGCUUCUCGAAGUCUCAAUUGUUAAGGAGAUCCAUACAACAGAGGCUAGGAGAUACAUUAACAUUGCACUCAUGUGCGUACAAGAGAACGCAGAUGAUUGACCCACCAUGUCAGAUGUUGUUGCAAUGUUAAACAGUGAGAGUGUUAUUCUCCCAGAGCCUAAUCAUCCAGCAUACUUCAACUUAAGGGUAUCUAAGGUACAUGAUUCGGCUAGUGUUGUUGUCCCAUGUAGCAAUAAUGAUAUAACCAUCACUGAGGAGCCAGAUGGCAGAUAGUUGAUUACUUUGCUUCAGUUGUUUUUAUCCGAGUUGUACACUAAUUCACACCAAACUUGAGAUGUUCUGAAGUUUAUCAUACUAUUCUCC
Messenger RNA from Hordeum vulgare subsp. vulgare (domesticated barley), 2316 nucleotides. Its product is annotated as cysteine-rich receptor-like protein kinase 10. Gene Ontology annotation, molecular function: protein kinase activity; ATP binding. The transcript has 7 exons. The record is from RefSeq and is a predicted model, not a curated record. Lineage: Eukaryota; Viridiplantae; Streptophyta; Magnoliopsida; Poales; Poaceae. The coding region runs from base 160 to 2052 and encodes 630 amino acids. Gene Ontology annotation, biological process: protein phosphorylation.